Rhagoletis zephyria (snowberry fruit fly) is the source of this 477-nucleotide messenger RNA. Lineage: Eukaryota; Metazoa; Arthropoda; Insecta; Diptera; Tephritidae. The record is from RefSeq and is a predicted model, not a curated record.
AUGUUCACACUCAAACUCGUCUCCACUUGCUUUUACAUCCUUUUAUUCAGUGGCAUUAAAUCAGUACUGGCAAUAAAAUGCUAUCAGUGCAGCACUGAAAAAGACGGCAAAGGAGUAGACAACUGUGGAGCUUACAAUUCAUUUGACAAGAACCAAAACAUCGCAGUCGACUGCAUGGGAGAGGAGGCAGUGACGCCUGGCACAUUCUGCUUCAAGUCAAUUCAACAAGGACCACGUGGCUUCAUUUGGGAUGGUCGCUGGAGAAGUGUCAUUCGCCGGUGCGCACAAGUCAGCGAACGAGGCAUAUCCUGGGGCUGCGAUUGGGGCUACUACGAGAAUGGAGUCUACUGGGAGGAGUGCUACUGUGCAGAGGACAGCUGCAACCCGGCCAGUAGGGUUACGGUGCAAGUGAAGACCAUUUUGCUCACAUUCAUCUCCACACUGCUCACUACUUACUUUCUCAUCUGGCGCCACUAA